AUGUCCACAAUUAAAAAGGUUGUUGUUCUUGGAGCUGGAGGUAAUGUUGGGAAAAGUAUCAUCAAAGCCUUGCUUGCUGAGAAUGGAAGAUUUGAAGUCACCGGACUUACCCGUGAAGCUUCGAGCGCUAGGCUUCCGGCGGACGUCCAGCAUUUGAGGUCGGACUUCUCUCAACAGUCCUUGAUUCAUGCUUUCCAAGGACAAGAAGCCAUAGUCAGCACACUCUCUGGCGGUGGUUUAGCUGAGCAGUCUGCCAUCGUCGACGCUGCAAUUGCUGCUGGGGUCCGGGUCUUCAUCCCAUCUGAGUACGGCAUCGACACGGCGAACCCUGCGGCGACAGAGGUGGUCCCGUUCCUCAAAGCCAAAGUUGCUGCAGUCGACUACCUUCGGUCCAAGCAGGACAAGAUUUCUUGGACGGCAGUCAUAAUCGGUGCGCUCUUUGACUGGGGUCUAAACAUUCCAGGCUUCGGCGGUUGGAAUGUGCCUGAUCGUAAAGUCACGAUCUACGACGGGGGGGAAAUUCCGUAUGAGGCGACAACCUUGGACCAAGUCGGCCGGGGGGUCACUGCGAUCUUAAAACAUCCUGACAUUACCAAAAAUAACUACGUCUAUAUCAACAGCUUCACAAUUACACAAAAUCAACUGUUGGAGAUUUUCGAAAAGAUUACUGGUGAUCAAUUCGCCGUUACACACGAUUCAUCCGAACAGCUAUGGCAGAGCGGUUUCAACCAAAUCCAAGAAGGACAACGACUUGGCGUUCUGGCUCAAAUUGCUUCGGCCUUUUAUGCAAAAGGUGCAGAACUGAACCUCGCCAACUACUCGAAGACACGGGGGCUGUGGAAUGACAGAUUGGAGAUUCCAAAUGAAAAGUUGGAGAGUUUUCUAAAGGAAUAUCUCUCCACCAGACCCAACUCACAGUAA
Molecule: messenger RNA, 921 nt
Organism: Fonsecaea monophora
Lineage: Eukaryota; Fungi; Ascomycota; Eurotiomycetes; Chaetothyriales; Herpotrichiellaceae
Exons: 1
Coding region: 1-921 (306 amino acids)
Molecular function (GO): oxidoreductase activity
Source: RefSeq, a predicted model, not a curated record